CGGUCGACCAAUAGGAACGUCCGUUCUUCGUGUGCUCGGUAACUAAGGACCCAGUAACAGAGUUCUCCUCAACCGCGUCCACAAAAAGUGUCCUGCUGCACGAGGAUCUUCCUUAGCAACCGUGGAUAAACAUGAGUUACUACAGCAUAAGACCCUCGAGCUCUGCCAGCUUCUCCUCUAACUCAACAGCAAGUGGCAUCGAAGACGACAGCGCCAGUCUCAUGCAACAGAAGCUGGAAAAACAGAGGGCACUGCUGGAGCAGAAGCAACGGAGGAAGCGUCAGGAGCCUCUGAUGGUCCAGCCCAACACGGAGGCUCGGCCCCGGCGCUCCAGGACGCGGCGUGGCGAGGAACAGGCCCCUCUGGUAGAGUCUCAAGUCAGUAUCACCAACGAUGUCAUCAUGGACGGCAUCGAUGGCCCAGCAGCUUUCAUGGGGUCUGAAGCUCCUGAUCUGGGAAUGAAAAUCCUGUCAGUGAGCCAGUCCAAGUCCCUGCCCAAGUCCCAGUCCCAGUCCCAGUCCAAGUCCCAGUCCCUGUCCCAGUCUCAACCCCAGUCCCCUGUUGCUGAGGAGCCCGAGAGAGAUGGAGACACCGAGACGCUGCUCGAGCCCAAGACAGACAUCCAUGAGUUACUGCAGAAGCAAGGUCUGUCUGGCAGUAUGAACUUCGAUGAAGCCAGCGAGCACGAGGACGACGGGGAGGAAGAACGUACGCGCUCUCUGUCCCCCAGCGCAGACACCAGACCUGUCUCUGCCGCCAGUGGCAAGGACGUUCCAGAGGUGAGCGGCGGAUCACCCACAGCAGAGAGCUCACUCAUCGACGUGGCCAAUCUAGAGGAGUUCGUCUUGCUUCCGGCGCCGCGUGGCGUCACCGUUAAAUGUCGAAUCACCCGCGACAAGAAGGGCAUGGACCGCGGCCUCUACCCCACGUACUUCAUGCACAUGGAGAGAGAGGAUGGCAAGAGAGUCUUUUUGCUGGCAGGGAGGAAGAGGAAGAAGAGUAAGACGUCCAACUACCUGAUUUCAGUGGAUGCCACUGAUCUGUCGCGAGAGGGGGAGAGCUUCAUCGGCAAACUGAGGUCCAACCUCAUGGGCACCAAGUUCACAGUGUAUGACAACGGCACCAACCCCUGCAAACACCCGGGGACGCUGCUGGAAGAGAGCAACACACGACAGGAAGUGGCUGCCAUCUGCUACGAGACCAACGUGCUGGGAUUCAAGGGACCACGUAAGAUGACCGUAAUCAUUCCGGGAAUGAACAUGAACUUCGAUAGAGUCCCCGUGAGGCCUCAAAACGAGCAGGAGAGCCUCCUGAGCAGGUGGCAGAAUCACUCCCUGGAAAACCUGAUCGAGUUGCACAACAAAGCCCCCGUGUGGAACGAUGACACCCAGUCUUAUGUGCUGAACUUCCACGGGCGCGUCACUCAAGCGUCAGUCAAAAACUUUCAAAUAGUUCACGACAACGACCCUGACUACAUCGUCAUGCAGUUUGGCAGAGUGGCUGAAGACAUCUUCACUCUGGACUACAACUACCCCAUGUGUGCCCUUCAGGCCUUCGCCAUUGGCCUGUCGAGCUUUGACAGCAAGCUGGCCUGCGAAUGAACCUCCUUCACUUCCACAUGUCCUCCCUCAAAACUCUUCUGACGGGGAUCUUUUCUUUGGAAGCCUUCAGAGUACAUCCACGAGGAGCAGUUCACAAAGAAGUCACGAAAACAAACAUGAGCCCGAAGGAGGAGGAGGAGACCGAUCGGAGACGUUUGGCCCCAUCCAACAAACGCUCCCGGUUCUUUCUUCUUCUUCAUUUUAUCGUGGGGUUAUUUUAAUAUCAAUGUAACCAUCUUGUACAGUGUGUGUGUGUGUGUGUGUGUGUGUGUGUGUGUGUGUGUGUGUGUGUGUGUGUGUGUGUGUGUGUGUGUGUGUACAUAUGUAUACACACUCAAAAGGGAAAAGACA
Molecule: messenger RNA, 1952 nt
Organism: Cottoperca gobio
Lineage: Eukaryota; Metazoa; Chordata; Actinopteri; Perciformes; Bovichtidae
Gene: tulp3
Product: TUB like protein 3
Exons: 12
Coding region: 132-1601 (489 amino acids)
Biological process (GO): protein localization to cilium
Cellular component (GO): cilium
Source: RefSeq, a predicted model, not a curated record